This is a messenger RNA of Effrenium voratum, 810 nucleotides long. Lineage: Eukaryota; Dinophyceae; Suessiales; Symbiodiniaceae. The record is from the annotation of a GenBank genome assembly.
AUGCUGGGAGGCUUCGGAGCCUCGCAAGGUCCCGGCCACCUGGAGUCCAUUGGUCGCCGUUGGGAGCUACACCCGGAGGAGCACCGGAACCUGCCCCCCACGGGCCUGCCAUCUUCUGCUUCGGGGGCCUCGGCGCCGGGGUCCUUUGGCUCCCAAGCCUCCGCGCAGCCGCUGCUGCAGGUGCCUUCCUCAGUCCCGAACGCCUCGUGGACUGGGGGGCCGCCGGCCAGUGGUGGCAAUGUCCGCAUCUCCGUGCCGCGCUUGAUGGACGACGGCCGCCUGGGGCUCAUCAUCCAGAACUGCUGGGUGUCCUCCAUCAGCAACCCCACGGCUGCGCAGUUCGGCUGGCAGGUGGGAGAUCACAUCCUGCAGGUGAACGGCCACCCGGUGUCGAACAUGCAGCAGCUUUCUGAGGAAAUCAGGCGAGCUGUGAACUCGCACCAGGCCGUGGCGCACCCCCUGGUCUUCGACGUGUGGCGUGCCUCGCCGCAAGCGCUGUCCGCUGCAGCGGCGGCCUCCGGCGUGCAGCGGCGGCAGAAGAUGGCAUGCUGCGAUUGGGAUGCUUGCGAUUGCCUGGGCAGCGAUCCCGCGCCUACGGGCUAUGCCCCCUCGCCCGCCUACGGGGCGCAGGGCACUGGCUACGGCACACCCAAUCCUGGCUAUGGUGCGCCUCCCAGCGCGGCCUAUGGCGCGCCCAGCGCGGCCUAUGGCGCGCCCAGCGCGGCCUAUGGCGCGCCCAGCGCUUACGGCGCGCCGGGCGGCGCACCAUGUGCACAGGCGGGUGCGCAGAGACGCCGCGCGCUGUGCUGA